Zalophus californianus (California sea lion) is the source of this 2030-nucleotide messenger RNA. Its product is annotated as transmembrane 9 superfamily member 2-like. Gene Ontology annotation, cellular component: membrane. The record is from RefSeq and is a predicted model, not a curated record. Gene Ontology annotation, biological process: protein localization to membrane. NCBI's taxonomy places the organism in Eukaryota, Metazoa, Chordata, Mammalia, Carnivora, Otariidae. Bases 125 to 1906 code for a protein of 593 amino acids. The transcript has 16 exons.
UUCCCCGGAGUUCUAGUCCCACCAGUCGAUCUUGGCUCGUGCCCGUCCACGGUUCUUUCUUGUCAUUUCCGUUUCUCCCCUGCACUGGUUCGAUCUCGCCCGAGCCCAGAGCCGGGCUCCUGAAAUGAGUACUCGUGGUUUCCGCGUGGGAACCAACCCUUGCAGCCUCAGGCUCGCCCUCCCCGGGCUGAGGUGGCUGCUGGGGCUGGGGCUGUUCCUGGGGCUUCACGCCACCCGCAGCGCGGCCUUCUACCUCCCCGGGUUGGCUCCAGUUAACUUCUGCGAGGCGGCCCGAGAGACUGCAACCUGCAAGUCAUCAAUAGCACUAUUUGUGAAUAGAUUGGACUCAGAAUCUGUCCUACCUUAUGAAUAUAAUAUCUUUGACUUCUGUCAAGAUUUUGGAAAGAAAAACCCUUCUGAAAAUCUCGGACAAGUACUAUUUGGAGAACGAAUAACAUCAUCUCCCUAUGAGUUUUCUUUUAGCAAGACAGAAUUAUGUAAGAAAGUUUGUGUAAAAUCCUAUGAUAGAGAAAAUGAGGACCACAAGAAAAAGCUGGCUUUUUUGAAGAAAGGAGUACAACUAAAUUAUCAACAUCACUGGGAAAGUGAAAGAAAUUGGGAUAUUGCAAGAUUGGUUGCUGCUAGACUUGACCCCCAAAGCUAUAAGCAUUCAGAUGAAAACCACUUAACUUGUAAUGGACCCUCUAUGGAAAUUCCUGGAGAACAUACAGAUAAGUUGAGUGUCACCUACACUUACUCUGUGAGAUUUGAAGAAAACAAAAGCAUCAAGUGGGCAUCUAGAUGGGAUUAUAUUUUGGAGUCCAUGCCUUAUACCAACAUUCAGUGGUUUAGUAUUAUGAAUUCCUUUGUUAUCGCUCUCUUCUUGUCUGGGAUGGUGGCUAUGAUUCUAUUAAGAGCUCUCCAUAGAGAUAUUAUCAGAUACAAUCAGGCGAAUUUUUCUGAAGAGGUCCAGGAGGACUUCGGUUGGAAGCUGAUUCAUGGGGAUGUAUUCAGACCUCCAAGGAAUAGAAUGCUGCUCUCAGCUUUCCUGGGUCAAGGAACACAAGUUUUGAUUAUGAUGUUUAUUACCUUAUUUCUGGCGUGCUUUGGUUUUCUUUCCCCCGCCAAUCGGGGGGCCUUGAUGACCUGUGCCGUUGUGUUAUGGGUCCUCCUGGGAACCCCUGCUGGAUAUGUGUCGGCUAGAAUGUAUAAGACACUUAAAGGUGUUAACUGGAAGACAAAUUUUUUGCUGACAGCACUAUUAUGUCCUGGUGUCGUCUUUGUCGACCUUUUCUUUAUGAACCUGAUUCUUUGGGUGGAAGGGUCAUUGGCUGCAAUCUCCUUUGGUACCCUGAUAGGUAUCCUUGCGAUGUGGUUUGGAAUUUCAGUACCAUUAACAUUUUUGGGUGCAUACUUUGGAAGCAAGAAAAAGUUUAAGUGUCCAGUUCACACAAACCAGAUUCCCCAUCAUAUUCCUCAGCAGAAUUUCUGUACCAAACCACUUUUUGGCGUCAUAAUCGGUGGCAUUUUACCUUUUGGCUGUAUUUUUAUUCAACUCUUUUUCAUUCUGAACAGUAUUUGGUCUCAUCAGAUGUAUUUCAUGUUUGGCUUCCUUUUCUUGGUCUUUAUAAUUCUCCUGAUUACCUGUUCAGAAGCUACAGUUUUGCUGUGUUAUUUCCAUUUGUGCGCUGAGGAUUAUCAUUGGUGGUGGAGAGCCUUUUUUACCAGCAGUUUUACAGCUGUUUACCUUUUCAUAUAUGCAGUUCAUUACUUCUUUGCCAAACUUCAAAUCAUGGGCAUUGCAAGCAGCAUUUUGUACUUUGGGUACACAAUGGUCAUGGUCUUGAUUUUCUUCCUUCUCACAGGGACAACUGGAUUUUUUUUCCUGUUUCUGGUUUAUUACUAAAAUCUACAGUGUGGUAAAAGUGGAUUAAAGAAUGUCCCCCAAAGGCUUCCAGGCAUGUCACCGCUGCUUUUGAAUAUAUACAUCUAUAUCUGUAUGAACAUCUAUGGAGAUAUAUGUGUAUGCU